Molecule: messenger RNA, 1573 nt
Organism: Chelonus insularis
Lineage: Eukaryota; Metazoa; Arthropoda; Insecta; Hymenoptera; Braconidae
Product: regulator of microtubule dynamics protein 1-like
Exons: 5
Coding region: 69-947 (292 amino acids)
Cellular component (GO): mitochondrion; spindle microtubule; mitotic spindle pole
Molecular function (GO): microtubule binding
Source: RefSeq, a predicted model, not a curated record
CAGGGCGAAUGACGCUAAUGACGCUUAAUUGUUAGAGACAAUAAAAAUAAUUAAAUUACUUAUUCAAAAUGAUUUCUCAAACUUUUAGGAGUGCAUUUCGUUUCCUAAAAAGUCAUCGAACUCGAAUAUUAUGUAUGCACAUUCGACAAUUAUCAUUUGAAACGCUUCGUUUUAGAAAGCCAAUUUUUUUUACACCUGGAUUAUCAUUAGGUUUAUGGGGUUUUGCCAAGAAAGAUGGUUCAAGUAAUGAUUUACGAAUUGAAAAAGCUGGUAUCAUAGCUAAAGCUGAUGCUCUCUAUGAAAAUGGUGAAUAUCAGAAACUGUAUGGAAUCCUAAAUAAUUAUAGAAAUAGUCAUGAUGAUGAAAUAUUAUGGAGGUUAAGUCGAGCUGUAUACAGUUUGGCUAAAACAGCUAGUGAUUCUGAAGCUAAAAAAAUGUUCAAUGAUGCUUAUGAUAUAAUUACUGAAGCUUUAUCUAUCAAUCCUAACAAUUGGGCUGUACACAAGUGGAUGGCGGUUAUAAUUGACAAGAAAUCAAGUUAUGAUGGUAUGAAAGCAAGAAUCAAAGAAUUAAAUCGCGUCAAGGAGCACAUGCUGAAAGCAUCUGAAUUAAAUCCUAAUGAUGCUACUGUACUUUAUAUGCUAGGGCAUUGGUGCUAUUCAGUGUCUGAUCUUGCUUGGUAUCAACGAAAAAUAGCUUCUACAAUUUUUGGCAAAGUUCCUGAUUCAUCGUUUGAAGAAGCUCUGCAAUAUUUUAAAGCUGCUGAAAAAGUAGAACCCAUGUUCUACGGUGAUAAUCUUCUGUUCCUGGGAAAAACGUAUUUGAAGCUGAAUCAAAAAGAUGAAGCAAUUAAAUAUUUGAAGAUGGCUGCUGAGUAUCCAGCCAAGAAUGAUGAUGAUCACAAGGCUAAACAGGAGGCAACGAAGAUUCUAGGAACUUUACAUUAAUUGAAGGAAGGCUGCUCAGACUGGUGUAUGAUUAAUGAUCUAAAAAUCAUUGGCAACCAACUUCGACACCAAGUCUCCAAUAUUAUUUGCACAAAAUAUACGUUGAUGGGGACGUCAUUCGCUAAGUCUCGACAAUGAGAACCUGAGGAGAAUGAACUCCACGUCUUCUGGGGAACAUUGGGAGCUUUUCAACAAGAAAGAUUGCUACAUCUAGGUACAAAUGCUAUCCAACUGGUGUUAAGACAUAAACUUACUUAGAUCAAGACUGAAGUUGGUUUAUGUAUCAGCUCAUGAUGACUGAUUGAAAGAAAAGCAAUAAUUGGAGUGUUUUCUUUGUUGGAAAGCUUCUAUUAAUUAGGAAGAUUAGAUAUUUUUUAAUUUUUAUAUUUUUAUAUAUUUUAUAUAUCCAUGGAAACAUUCUAAUACUGACAAUUAUGAUGAUGAAAGUGAGUUGAAUUGGACAGAGUUAUUUUUUUAUUUCAUUUUUGAAUGAAAGGUAAAUUAUUUUGGUUGUUAAUAAGAGUUCAUAAAUUGGUUGAUGAUAGAAAUCAUUGUUAAAUAUUUAUGAAAUUAUUUCAAAGUUCUAAAUUGUGCAAUAUUAAUUAAUAUUUAUAAUAAAAAGCAGU